Meloidogyne enterolobii is the source of this 795-nucleotide messenger RNA. NCBI's taxonomy places the organism in Eukaryota, Metazoa, Nematoda, Chromadorea, Rhabditida, Meloidogynidae. The record is from the annotation of a GenBank genome assembly.
AUGCUAGGAGUUAUUUUCUUGAACAUAAAACUUGUUGGACAGCCCUCUUCAGAAUUGGAUACAGAUUUUGAUGAAGAAUUUGAACUUUUUAAACGUUAUCAAGUUGAAAUACACAAAGACGAUCCUGAUGAAUUGUCUACAAGUUCUUUUACUCGUUUUUUGGCUUCGUCUCCUUUAAUUGCUGAAGAGGAGAACCAAAAAUCAAGUGAAUUUACUUCACUAGGUUCCUACCAUCAACAAUAUCGUUUAGAUGGUCAAAUAAUAGCUGUUGGUGUAAUAGAUAUUUUACCAAAUUGUUUUUCUUCAAAAUAUCUUUUUUAUGAUCCAAAUUAUUCUUUUUUGUCUUUGGGUGUUUAUUCUGCAUUGUGGGAAAUUAAUUUUACAAAAUUUUUGGCAAAACAAAGACCAAAUUUGCACUAUUAUUAUAUGGGCUUUUACUUGUAUGAUUGUCCAAAAAUGCGUUAUAAAGGAUGUUUUAGACCUUCGGAUUUACUUUGUGAUUAUUGCUUUGAUUGGGUGCCUCUAUCAGAAUGUGACAAACUUUUAAAAGAAAAUGGAGGUCGUUUUACAACAUUUCAUCCAAAUGUGGAAACUUCUAAAAAACCAGAACCUAAUGAAUCCCAAUUAUCUCAAGUUGUGUGUUUAACAGAAAAUAAAAGGCUUUAUUAUGGUGCUUUAAAAGCAAUUUUAGAGCAAUAUGGAGAUGCUGAAGAUGUUGAAGAUUUGAAUGAAAAAGUUGUAAAUUUUGUAAAUUAUGCGGGUCCGGCAUCUUCUCAAAUUGUUUUGAUGUUGUAG